Messenger RNA from Thecamonas trahens ATCC 50062, 1716 nucleotides. RefSeq lists its product as uncharacterized. The transcript is spliced from 2 exons. NCBI's taxonomy places the organism in Eukaryota, Apusomonadida, Apusomonadidae. Bases 1 to 1716 code for a protein of 571 amino acids. The record is from RefSeq and is a predicted model, not a curated record.
AUGGACAUGAGGGGCAGCAUGGCGUCCGAGGUUGAGCUCCAGGAGCUCCGUGUCCAGGUGCGAGCGUUGGAGAAGAAGCUGCUGGUGGCCGAGGCACUGCAAGACGAGGACUGCGACGAGGAGCUGCUCGUGGAGAACGCACGGUUAGUGGAAGCCAAUGCAGAGCUGGAGGUCCGUCUGGAGGCGAGCGAGGCCCGGGUGGCGGCUCUUGAGGGAGCGGAAGGGGCUGGGCCCGGCAGCGUGGGCGCCGGGCUCGACCCUGGCGCACCCGGGAGCACAGGCGAGCUUACAGAGCUGCGGAAAAAGCUGGCCGAGGUCCAGGCGGCGUACGAGGAGGCUGCGAGCGUCAAGCCGCUGUAUGCCGAGCUGCGCAAAAAGUACCGCCACCUGGAGGAGGAGAUGCAGGUGCUGGAGCACGCGUCGAUGGAGCUGGAUGCGAGCGUGGAAAAGCGUGGCUCGCGCAAGGAGGAGAAACUCAAGUCGCAGCUAGAGCAUGUCAAGGCCGAGCACGAGGCGCAGUUCUCCAAGAUCAUGGACAUCGAGUUUAAGAAUGAGGUGCUCGAGAGCAAGCUCAAGGAGGCCGAGGCGCUGCUAGUCGAAGCGCGCGACGCUCGGGCGGCUGCCGAGGCUGAAGCCGAAGCUGCACGCGGCGCCGAGACUCACGUUAGCAAGGAGCUCGAGCUGCUCAAGGCCACACAUGCCGGCGUUCUACAGGCGAUGAACGACAAGGAUGACAAGAUCAUGGUGCUGGAGGAGGAGGUCAACGCUGUCCGGGUCGAGCUCAAAAAGUCGAACUCUCAGCGGAACGUUCAGCAGAUUUCGGGCUCAUCAGGCCAGCUCGUAGAGUCUGUGGCGCUGUUGGAGGAGCUGUCGUCGAUCGAUGGGUCUGAAGUCGGCGGCGCCGAGGCACAUGUCAAGCUCAAGAGGAUGUUUAAGGCGCUCAAGGUCCAGUUUAUUAAGAAGAAGAAGAAGCUGAUCCAGGUCCUCGAACUGCACAAGCAGCUGAAGGAGGAGUUCAAGAAGAAGCGUGCGCAGAACACCAAGCUCAAGGAGAUGUACAUCGAGAACCGUGAUAAGCUCAAGGGCCUCGCCGCCAAGCAUCUUGCGCUCAAGAAGGCAUACAAGGCUGCAACCGGUGCCGGAGGUGACGGAGCAGCUGCGCCGUCCGAGUCGACCGACCACGAGCUGCCUGCUGGCGCCUCGACCGAGCUGGUCCAGAAGCUUAAGCAGCGGGUCAUUGCUCUCAAGAAGAAGGUCAAGACACUCGACAUCCAGAAGCGGCAGCUCGAGCGCCGGCUCAGUGAGUUGUCCAAGAUCAAGGCGGUUGGGCAUGACCACGAAGGUGGUGCGCCGCUGGGGUCGUCCGAAGCGCAGACCUCACGGUUGCUCAAGGAGAAGCUGCUCAAGCAGCAAUCGAUCCGGCGGCGGCUGGAGCGUGACGUGGAGAUUCUCAAGGGUGCGCCGAGUGGGCCGCGGACGCUCACCGCACACAAGCUGCGACUCUCGGGGACGUCGGGCGCACUGCGGUCGUCGACGAUGGCAGGCUCUGACAUGCUUGCUGCGUCGAUGAUGGCCAGGACGCUUGCUGCCGCUAGUCCCGCGCCCUCGCCGGUCAAGUCGCCAACCUCGGGCCUAUUCCCACCGACCAGUGUAGCCGAACGUCGGCGCGCCGCCAUCCAAGGCCGACAGCGGAGCAACUCGAUCUCGAUGCUGUGA